ACUUCGUCUGGUCUUUCUGCUCUCACACUUAAGAACUGGAAGCUGCGAGUUUCUACAAAACCUUGUUUAUUCGGCAACAUGGCUUUGUCUGUCCUCGUCAUCGUGGCUUUUACUAUCACAUGCAUUACUCGGAGUGCGCAUGCUCAGCUGCAAAUUAACCCCAAAGAACUGGAACUGACUGAUGACAUCAGCAGCAGCUCUGUGGUAAUCUCCUGUGCAGCUCCCCCUGGUGUUACAAUAUAUGAAAUCAGUCUGACUCGCUUCACGCCACAAACAGGGAGAAAACUUGUUACAGCAGUUGCUGGGGUCAAUCAAGGACUGCCAACCUUUGAACCUCACACUGACCUGACACAGUACAAUGCCAACCUCGCGGGUGGUAUAGGUCAAGGGUCAAUUACGCUGGAACUGAAACAGCCGAAGUGUGAAGAUGCUGGUUUAUAUUUAUGUAGUAUUAUGUACAGCAACGGUACUGGUAGUCCAAACAGACAGACUCUAUACUACAGCGAAAAUGUAACAUUCACGGUUGCUUCUGGAAACAUAACCGCAUCUGUGUCUCCUAACUUGGAGUUUUAUGCUGUGAACGACACUGUGACAUUGAAGUGCAUCGCCAUCGUCGGCAACUCUCAAUUGGAUAAGUGGAAUUGGACCUGGGAAUACCACGAUGGCAUGGCAUGGCGUCCGUACCUUUCCCCAGAUUUGGUCUGGAUAGAAAACUACUUCGAUCAGGUGCCGGGUACUUGUACCUAUCUUCAGACCAUUUAUCUAGUACACAAAAUUAAAGCUGAAGACUCAAACAAACAGUACAGAUGCACAUGGCAGAAAAAUGAUGAGAUGAAGUUGGCCAUCAUUACCAUUGGAACAGUCAGUCCUGACGCUUAUCGUCCUUCUAUACCUGCUUACUUAACAUAUAUCACAACUCCAGCCCCAAAUGUCAACGCCGAAAACACCUGCACGUGUACAUGCAUCUACACCUGUCCAUCCCCGUGACGUCAUCCGUCAUCGCUAACGAUUUGGAUGUGAUUCGACGAUGACUACGCAGAAUUAAGCAUGCAACAGUAUAAUUUGUAACAUUACAAUCUUUAAUAUUCAAGCACAUAACAUUCCAACUCCCACCAUUCUUUUCAAUUCUGCUAAUCUCUCUCAGUCACCAUUUAUUAUUCCUAAUGUCAGAAUGGUUAGAAAUUCACUUUAUUCUACCAGAAAUAUUUUAGAAGUUUGCUGUA
Molecule: messenger RNA, 1223 nt
Organism: Pomacea canaliculata
Lineage: Eukaryota; Metazoa; Mollusca; Gastropoda; Architaenioglossa; Ampullariidae
Exons: 7
Coding region: 79-987 (302 amino acids)
Source: RefSeq, a predicted model, not a curated record